Penicillium daleae is the source of this 1458-nucleotide messenger RNA. Its product is annotated as M28 family metallopeptidase. Gene Ontology annotation, biological process: proteolysis. Lineage: Eukaryota; Fungi; Ascomycota; Eurotiomycetes; Eurotiales; Aspergillaceae. Gene Ontology annotation, molecular function: aminopeptidase activity; metalloexopeptidase activity. The transcript is spliced from 3 exons. The record is from RefSeq and is a predicted model, not a curated record. The coding region runs from base 1 to 1458 and encodes 485 amino acids.
AUGAAGUGGCUUUACGUGUUAUACCAUAUCUCUGUGGUCUUAGCUGGCCGGGGAAAGCCCCUUGUUUCACCGGAUGAACUCCCCGCGAAAAUUCGCCUGGAAGACUUGCUGAAGGGGACUCAACACCUUGAGGACAUUGCUUAUUCGUACCCCGAGCGUAACCGCGUCUUUGGCAGUGCGCCGCAUAAUGCUACGGUUGACUUCCUCUAUCAUGAGCUGGAGAAGACUGGCUAUUAUCAUGUGUGGAAGCAGCCACAGGUGCACACAUGGACCAAGGCGACCUCCUCGCUGACAUUCGAUGGCAAGUCCAUUGAAGUGGCUGCAAUGACAUACAGCCCCAGUGUUGAUGUUACUGCAGAACUUAGAGUGGUCUCCAACCUUGGGUGUACGGCAGCGGAUUACCCAAACGACUUGGCUGGGAAGAUCGCCCUGAUCAAGCGUGGAGACUGUCCAUUUACUGAGAAGUCGGUGCUCGCCCAUGCAGCCAAUGCAGCUGCUGUAAUUGUUUACAAUAACGCUCCGGGAUCUCUCAGUGGAACUUUGGGUGGAGUGACUCCUGAUCAUGGAUCCUUUGUCGCUAUUGCGGGGAUAUCUGAUACUGAUGGCGAAUCCCUUCUCACUACCACAGGCAAUGGCGCCGUGACCGUAUCUCUUCUGAUCGACAGCAAGAUUGAGAAUCGCACGACAGACAAAGGGGGUGAUCACAAUAAUGUGGUGGCAUUGGGAGGUCACACCGACUCGGUCGAAGCUGGACCGGGCAUCAAUGAUGAUGGCUCUGGAAUUAUCGCCAAUCUUGUAGUUGCCCGAGCCUUGACACGCUUCUCUGUCAAAAAUGCCGUCAGGUUCUGUUUCUGGACGGCGGAAGAGUUUGGGUUGUUGGGUAGCGAAUUCUACACCUCCAACCUCAACUCCGAAGAACUUGCAAAGAUCAGACUUUACCUCAACUUUGACAUGAUCGCCUCGCCCAAUUAUGCGCUCAUGAUUUAUGAUGGAGAUGGGAACGCCUUCAACCAGACUGGACCGGCCGGUUCUGCUCAGAUCGAGGCUCUGUUUGAGAAUUAUUUCAAGUCCAAGAAUCUACCAUACAUCCCAACCGCCUUCGAUGGUCGAUCUGACUAUGAUGGGUUCAUCUCUCGCGGAAUCCCUGCGGGUGGGCUUUUCACUGGCGCUGAAGGUGUCAAGACCGAUGCUGAGGCCAAACUAUUUGGCGGACAAGCAAACGUACCCUAUGAUGCCAAUUAUCAUGCUGCUGGAGAUAACAUGACCAAUCUCAACCAUGAGGCAUUCAUAAUCAACGCGCAGGCUACAGCCUUCGCUGUGGCAACAUACGCCAACAGCCUUGCUUCAAUACCUCCCCACAAUGCAACAGUCACUCGACGAGAAGUGACAAGACGCGCACCUCGGUCGCAUGCACACACUAGAAACUCGGGAUGCUUCCACUUUCGAGUUGAAGUCUAA